AUGAGAGGGUCGCGGGUCACGUUGCUGCUCGUCGUCGUGCUUGUCUCUGACUGCACUGGAUGGCUGCAUGUUGGCAUGACCGGGUUGGGGGCGAGGCGAAGUGGCAGGAUCAUCCUGCAGGCGAGAGGGAGUUACCAGCUGGAGCUGGAGAGGGUGACGAGGAGUGUCGUGCAUGAGUGUAGAACAAGAAACCUGCGGAAGAUGACCGACACCAGACAGAGGUUAAGGCCCUCAGAGCCCUUCAUUCGCCUUGACGGGGACGCUGUGGAUGCAAUGAGACAAAGCUGGGGCGGGAGCUCAUUCAGCCCCCCUAUGGUUGAGAGGAUGGUCGAGGAGCUAGCAAGGAACCACUUCUUUGUGCUGAGGUUGGAAGGAGAGUCAGCUGACAAACUCGAGUCCCUCCGCGACGUUGGGAGGGAGUUCUUCAGUCUGCCACAGGAGGAGAAGAACAGAGUCGGCAGGAUGGAGAAGGUGAAGGGCCUUCCUGGAGGCUCAAUAGGCUUUGCAAGGAUGGACAGCGGAGAGAAGCCUAGGUUUAGCGGCAAUGAGUUUCUCAGUGUGCGAGCCGCAGGUCAAGGCAACAUCGUUCCUUCAUUGCGGCUUGUCUCCCAGCGAGCCGACAGUCACGUGUUUGAAGCAUGCGACAUGCUAUCGCGGAUCGGGCUGGAGGUGCUGAGGGAGCUUUUCUGGCACCUCGGCCUGAGUAAGGAGGAGAUCAGGGACUGGAUCGACACGGGAAAUCACCCUGAAGGGGGGGCGCUGUCCAUGUCCGAGCAGCGUUUCUGCUUCUACAAUUCAAAGUCGCCAUGCUCCUUCGAGCCGCACGUGGAUCUGACGUUCCUGACGAUCAUCCCUGCCUCAAGCCAACCGGGGCUGGAGGUGCUUGACUCCUGCUUGCGAUGGCAGAGGCCGGAGUCUGACUUGCGGCUCACUGAGAAAGACAUGCUAGUGCUGUCGGGCCAGACUCUACAGUUGUUUUCUGGAGGAGCCUUUCCCGCGUCCAUACAUCGUGUGGUAUGUGAAUCGUCCAGUUCUCCGAAUGGCCGAUACAGUUGUCCUUUAUUACUCCGCGGGAAGAAGGACAAAAUUCAGAUUCAGUCAAAGAGAACAUCCUAG
Guillardia theta CCMP2712 is the source of this 1116-nucleotide messenger RNA. RefSeq lists its product as hypothetical. The record is from RefSeq and is a predicted model, not a curated record. Bases 1 to 1116 code for a protein of 371 amino acids. Lineage: Eukaryota; Cryptophyceae; Pyrenomonadales; Geminigeraceae. The transcript is spliced from 3 exons. Gene Ontology annotation, molecular function: dioxygenase activity.